AUGACACCUCCAGGGGGCUAUUUAGCCCUGCCUGGCCUCCCCAGGGCCAGCCGGCGCUCCCUGACCGCCCGACCCGACCGCUCGCGGUACCGCGCGCUGCCGACGCGGCCUACACCUGCUGCGCGUCUCCGCGGUCAUCCCAGCCACCGGGUCGACAAAUCGAACCGGCAGUCUUCGGGGCAGCACCUGCAGCCAGCGACCAACAGCUUCCAGCAGCCCCUGGAAGGCGGUGCUGGCUCGGACACCGUCGGCGACCUCCAGAGCACCCUCCCGGCAGGAGGAGGGACCGUCGUGGGCGACCGGUCCGUCACCCAGUUCAGCUGUGACGGCCGGCCGUACGGCUACUACGCCGACAUGGAGACUGGCUGUCAGGUGUUCCACAUCUGCACCCCGGUUCUGCAGACCAACGGAGCCCAGCAGAUGCUCAAACACAGCUUUUUCUGCAACAACGGCACGGUGUUCGACCAGCGAACUCUGAGCUGCCGCGUCACGCCGGCCGCCAUGCCCUGCGACCAGUCGGAGCAGCACUACGCCUCUGUGGACUUCUUCACGAGCUACAACUACUUCGACCGGCUGAGACAGGACCAGGAGCAGCGUGACCGGCAGACUGGUCAGCAGCAGCAGCGGCUAGACACACUGCAGGACCUGGAGCGUCUGGAGGCGCAGCUGGCUUGAACCGAACCGCUGUGCAUUUGACCUGACUUUGUCUAUUGGAAGGGGGCAUUGGCGCGCUGUUGUAUCGUCCGUAGACGACUGCUGACAGAUCGGAAUGAUCGUGGAUAGUGAAUAAGCGAUACUUUGACAGCUUCCUCACGCCAUGUAAGUGUUGAGCUUAUGCUGUCACUGUCAAUUCAAACGACGCAUUUAAAGAAUAGAAAACUUGCUAAGUGUUUUAUCAAGGAAAGCACUUGAGUCUAGCCAUCCUGCUUCGCGAGAAGGUUUUUAGAUUAUCGCUUUGAAUACGUUAGCUUGCUGCGUUCAAUAUGUCAAGUACACGUCCGCAUGUAUCCUUGGCUCCACGAUGUCAUUUCCUGAGAAAAUAUGUGAGAUAUAGCGCUGAUUGCGGUAUCAAUGUCGCAUUCAGCAUGGCGAGAAUACACAGCAACCAUGUUC
Molecule: messenger RNA, 1113 nt
Organism: Amphibalanus amphitrite
Lineage: Eukaryota; Metazoa; Arthropoda; Thecostraca; Balanomorpha; Balanidae
Exons: 4
Coding region: 1-675 (224 amino acids)
Cellular component (GO): extracellular region
Molecular function (GO): chitin binding
Source: RefSeq, a predicted model, not a curated record